Molecule: messenger RNA, 951 nt
Organism: Parathielavia appendiculata
Lineage: Eukaryota; Fungi; Ascomycota; Sordariomycetes; Sordariales; Chaetomiaceae
Product: Brix-domain-containing protein
Exons: 3
Coding region: 1-951 (316 amino acids)
Biological process (GO): ribosomal large subunit assembly; rRNA processing
Cellular component (GO): nucleolus
Molecular function (GO): rRNA binding
Source: RefSeq, a predicted model, not a curated record
AUGGCAGCAGUAUACAAGUCAUUAUCCAAGAGCGCCUCCAAGGCCGACAAAGAAACAGAUAUCAAUGGCACCGUGCAAAGAAAAAACAAGCAGAGGGUGCUUAUUCUCUCUUCGAGAGGCGUCACCUACAGGCACCGGCAUCUUCUCAAUGACCUAGCAGCGAUGCUUCCGCACGGCCGAAAAGACGUCAAGUUCGAUUCCAAGUCCAAGCUCUACCAGCUGAACGAACUGGCCGAACUCUACAACUGCAACAACGUGCUGUUCUUCGAGGCGAGGAAAGGGAAAGACCUGUACAUGUGGUUCAGCAAAGUGCCCAACGGGCCUACAGUCAAGUUUCACGCUCAAAACCUUCACACAAUGGAAGAACUCCACUUCACAGGGAAUUGUCUCAAAGGCUCACGGCCAAUCCUCUCCUUCGACGGCGCCUUCGAGAGCGAACCACACCUCCGCGUCAUCAAGGAGAUAUUCCUGCACAUCUUCGGCGUCCCGCAGGGCGCGCGCAAGUCCAAACCCUUCAUCGACCACGUCAUGGGCUUUAGCGUGGCAGACGGCAAAAUCUGGGUGCGCAAUUACGAGAUACGCGAGGUCGAGAAGGUCAAGAGUGCCGACGACAACAACAACGAGGACGACAAAAGCAAGAAGGGCAAGUCAAAGGGCAGCGGCGACAAGGACACGGACAUCAGCCUGGUCGAGAUCGGGCCCCGGUUCGUGCUCACGCCCAUCAUCAUCCAGGAGGGCGCGUUCGGCGGGCCCAUCAUCUACGAGAACAAGCGGUUUAUCUCGCCGAACCAGGUCCGGGCGGAGCUGCGGAAGGCAAAGGCCGGGCGGCACGUGGCGCGGAUGGAGCAGCAGCGGGAUACACUGGCUCGGAGGAGGAAUCUUGGGCUGGAGAGCGGCGGCGCGAAGAAGAGGGAUCCCACUGGAUUAGAUACCCGAGAGCUGUUUGCUUAG